AUGAACCGCAGGUACAUCGCGUCGCUCGAGCCACACCUCGGCGACUACCUCAUCGUCUGGGACUCCGCGUGCGGCUCCGACUGUCGCGAAGACAACUUCCCGGCGCCUCACCUCGGCGACGGCACCAUCUCCAUCAACUACGCGAAGCCCAGCGCUUGGGUGAAGGAGCAGGAGCCCCCCGUGCCGUCCGCGCGGCCUUUGCUCUACACGCCGCCCAAGGAGAACGCGGUCAUCACCGUGCGAGAUCCCUACCUCGGGCUCAGCCACGGCAGGACGUCCACGACGGUCAAGCCGGCCGCGUUCUCCGUCCGCCGCCGGUCGCUGCCGCUGUCGGACACGAGCUCGGGAUGGUCUGGCGAUAGCGACACGCUCGUCGAGUAUGCACUUAAGGCCACGUCGCGCGAUAACCACUGGCCGAACGGGUCGUGCUUCUGGCGAUUUGACUGGAAGAGACGUGCCCCAACCCUCGGCUACCGUACGGAAGGAAUGGACAUGACGACGGAGGAAGGGCACGCGCUGUCGUUCACGGACGCCGUCGACGACCAUGGGUUCCCGUUUGCUAUCAUUGAGCUUCGUGGGACGGAGGAUGUGGGCUGCAUCGUCGUGCUGGCCAAGAAGCAGACCUCGACGCACGCACGGAAGUAUCUCUCACUCACCGAGAAGAUGAGGUUAGGGAUGCACGAUGUGCGAUGCCGUGGGAAGGGCGACUUCGAAGACAACCUGCGCGAGUCACUUAGGAGGGCCUCCAAGGAGUACGUUCCAAGGAAGCCGUUUGGACCCGUUUCGGUAUGA
Messenger RNA from Dichomitus squalens LYAD-421 SS1, 792 nucleotides. RefSeq lists its product as uncharacterized. Lineage: Eukaryota; Fungi; Basidiomycota; Agaricomycetes; Polyporales; Polyporaceae. The transcript is spliced from 2 exons. The coding region runs from base 1 to 792 and encodes 263 amino acids. The record is from RefSeq and is a predicted model, not a curated record.